CGAACUUGAACUGUUUUGAUUUCCCAAGCGUAUGUUUACCUGUAUUUACUACCAUUAUUCACUGCACAGCCACAGACGCGUCGCUUUCGACCCGGAGCAGCACUACACCAAAUUCCAAUCUCGAGCUCGCCAUGAACGAACAUAUCUCAAUGCGCGUCAACUCUGCCCGUCUUUCCGGAAACAAGGGCAGGACAGUCCGCCUCCCUUGCAAAGUACUCCGACUUUCAGAUGACAUUGCCAUCGUCGAAGCGAGUGAUGGUGGUCAGGUAGAAAUUCAAAGGAAGAAUGUGGAUAUGACUGCCACCUAUGUCGAAGUUAUUGGAAACGUGGUGGAUGCAUCCACAAUAAAAGCCAUGGCGACACUCCCGUUGGAUUCAGAAGGCGAGCUAGAUAUGCAACUGGUCAACGACGUGAUUGAGCUUACGUUUGAAUCGAGGUUCGAUAAACUUUUCCCUCGAUACAAAGACACAUAGCCUAGUGUGCCUACACAUUGAUUAUCUACCAGCACAUACAAACUUCUCGUUGUAUUUUACCGCAUUGCAUCACAUAAAUUGGGAAAAGUAUACUCCAUCCAUCGCCCCUAUGCAUUAAGAUGGACCGGCUUUGGCCAUCUUCUUGUCAUGUCCCCUUUUCCGAUUGUGGUUCCCUCUGCUAGCUUUGUUCUUGUCUUUCGAUGCUCGCUCUCUCGCAUCACCACCAUCUCCAGACCCUCGGCCGCGCCCCCUUCCUCUCCCUGCUCCGCGCGCACCCCUGCUUCUUCCGUGAUCUUCACCACGGGACGAUGACCCAGAACCACCUGCGUUUCCGGUCGUUGACAAAUCUACUAUCCUAUUCCCAGAAAAUUCGUGUUUCUCUAAGAUCUUGUCUUUCUUUGGCUGGAUGCAGGGUGAUGAGAGUAUCAGUACCGACCAGUCAACGCAGGUAAUGAUAGCAUACAUUGCGUUCCAGCAUAAUCCUCC
This is a messenger RNA of Suillus discolor, 959 nucleotides long. RefSeq names its product replication factor A protein 3. NCBI's taxonomy places the organism in Eukaryota, Fungi, Basidiomycota, Agaricomycetes, Boletales, Suillaceae. Gene Ontology annotation, cellular component: site of double-strand break; nucleus; DNA replication factor A complex. The coding region runs from base 132 to 473 and encodes 113 amino acids. Gene Ontology annotation, molecular function: damaged DNA binding; single-stranded DNA binding. Gene Ontology annotation, biological process: base-excision repair; double-strand break repair via homologous recombination; mismatch repair. The record is from RefSeq and is a predicted model, not a curated record. The transcript is spliced from 4 exons.